Saccostrea cuccullata (small rock oyster) is the source of this 813-nucleotide messenger RNA. RefSeq lists its product as uncharacterized. The record is from RefSeq and is a predicted model, not a curated record. Lineage: Eukaryota; Metazoa; Mollusca; Bivalvia; Ostreida; Ostreidae. The annotation marks the transcript as partial. The transcript has 2 exons.
AAUGUCCAAAUGGUUAUUUUGGAUUCAGUUGCGAAAAAGCAUGCCCUUACCCAUACUAUGGAGAAAAAUGUCUACACACGUGCCAGUGCAGUAGGUUAGCGUGUAAUAUUUCCUAUGGGUGUACCAGAUUUACAGGGUAUACAGGAAGUCAGAAUUUGUUCUCAACACUAGUCAAUGAUGGAAAGCAUGAUCCAUAUAUAGGAUUUCUUUCCUACCAUAUAACUAAUAUCACAGUGUUACCCUUGUCAAACAUAUCAGUAACAGUAACCUCUAAACCAAGAUCCUUAGACAAUCUUCUGCUCACAGCAAUUUUGUUUGCAGCAGCGUCCGUAAUGUUGGUGGUUGCACUACCACUAAUUCUUUAUUGUGUUCUAAAUAAGAAGACGACACUAUUUAAGAAGAAUGAUUACGUUUCUCCUGCUAUUAUAGCUCAUGCCAGAAAUGAUGCACAACAAAAUACCAAUGAGUACGAAACUCUUGGGUAUCAAAUGCUAUUUCAGGGCGUUGGUAAUCUUUCAAUUUGGUACGAUCGUAGAAAAGAAUCAUACUCUAUAAAUGUUCUAUCAUCAAGGGACAUUUGUGACAAAGAAGAAAAACCACAAAGGAUGGCAUCAAAUCAAACAAUUGAAAUAAAUCCCCUGAUUGCAGGUGAUCAAGAUAACGCCUAUGUGCUGCCAAAUAAUAUAGAUACAGCAUCAUCAUCAGAUGUACAUACGUUUAAUGAUGAAUUUCACGCAACACCAGAAUCUGACAGUAAAAGCACCAAUGUGUACGUGACGGUUAUACCCUCAGAUUAAUGACACACGACCUUAU